Baudoinia panamericana UAMH 10762 is the source of this 2816-nucleotide messenger RNA. RefSeq lists its product as uncharacterized. The record is from RefSeq and is a predicted model, not a curated record. NCBI's taxonomy places the organism in Eukaryota, Fungi, Ascomycota, Dothideomycetes, Mycosphaerellales, Teratosphaeriaceae. Bases 295 to 2472 code for a protein of 725 amino acids. The transcript has a single exon.
CUUCGCUUGUCAUUCCAACUUAACCCUUUGGACGUAUAUGUUGAAGCGGUGCCGUAGGUCGGCUUGCUUCGACAUUCUAAUGCGCUUGCCUGUACGGCACUUACAUCAUCUUCCCUCGCUGCGCCUUGGUGGGGAGUCUUCCGGAUUGAGCGGCAUCAUUUGUCCGGCACCUUGCGACAUGUACUCAUGGAAGGACAGAAGCUUGACAACAUGAUAAGCGGAUUGUAGUUCUCCCCACCCGCCACCUCCCUCACCUACAUUGACUCCUUCGAGUGAUUCGCAUAAGCUUCCAGCAUGGCCGACCUCCACAAUGCACUCAAGUCGCUAGGUCCCGUGCAAUGGUCCGACGUACCUCUCGACAACCUACCGCAGUAUAUGCGAGACCAUUUCACAACUGGCGAGCUAAUCUGCAACUCCGUCCCACCUCUUCCUCAGGGUGAACCAUUCCACUCCGCCCAACCGCACCACAACCGUCCCAAUGCUGCCAAGUCUGCCGCGGAACUCCAUGUCUCUACCGUGCAAGCAUAUCCUCCUUGCAAGGAGCAUAAGGACCUGCAGAGCCAAUGGGGCAAACCCAUGAAGUUCAGCGCCGACAAGAAUCCACUCGCUGUCAACCUGUACAAGAUGGCAGGGCAUGACCGGCACGGAGCAUGGUUUGCGCGGCGCAGUGUGCACGAGGGUAUAGGGUUUGACAAGUUCCGCAAAGCGAUGAUCCGCGAGUUCCCGCAUACCAUGACCGUGCAAGGCGGACCGGGAGCGGGCGCAGUCAGAGGGUUGGCUGGAGACAGGAGGAUAGAGAUGCGGAACGUGGACGGAGUGGGUACGCUGCAGGUGUAUCAGCUCAGUGGACAGAUGCCUCCGCCCGUCACACCGAGGGACUUUGUGCCGUUGCUCAUGACGACUGAGUCUGGGCUGUCGGAGAAGAGUGGAUUGGAGGUUGAGCAGGGCAAGAAGCAUGUGCCGAGGAGCUUCAUGAUAGUAUCGAAGCCGCUCGAGCACCCGGAUGCGCCGGAACGGUCGAGCUUUGUGCGAGGACAGUACGAGUCCGUGGAGCUGAUCAGGGAGAUACCGCUGCAUCGAAGAAAGAAUGUGCAGUCUACGCCUAACCUAUUGAACACUCAUGAUGCGGAAGCCACCCAUGGCCGAGAUCGAGGGGCAACGAUCAGCUUUGCAGAGUCUCGCGGUGACGACGCCAAAGGAGAGCAGCGAGACUUGCAUGGCGGCGCAGACGCAGCGUCUUCAGACGAGGCAGAGCUGAACCCGGUGGAAUGGAUUAUGAUCACGCGAAGUGACCCCGGCGGUGGGAUACCGCGCUUCCUUGUCGAACGAGGCACGCCAGAAGCCAUGCUGGGCGACGUAAAGAAGUUCCUAAACUGGGCCUGCUCACUGGACGAAGCACAGCUGGCACGUAUGCCUACGACUGAAGAUCUGGACGAUGAAGGCAAUACGGUGACACCAAGUACCGGAGCGCAACCGCCACGGCAAGAGACUUCGCUAUCCGUGGACAAUUUACCUAAUGGUCACACAGCUCCCCAAUCCAAGCCACCCAUGGAGCCGCCCCAUCGCCCCGCCAGCGCUCCACUUCCAGAGAAGGAGGGGGGCCAAGGAGGCAUGUUCGCCAACUUGCAGCAGGUUGUGGAGCAAGGCUUGGCGGCGUAUGCGCCACAAUCAAUAUCGCAACAACUGCAUGACUACCUGCACCCUACACACGCACCAGGUGCCGCUGCUCGCGGAGGUGCCGAAGAGGAUGAUGAUGAUGACGAGGACGAGGACGAUUCGGAUGACGACAGUUCAUCCGCGGGUAGCUUUAUCUCUGCGACGGAGACGCAUCGACACUCGAUGGCGAUGGAAGAGCAAUCUCGUCACCCAACCGGAUCCGGGGAGGACCUUAGCAUGGCCUCGAACUCAUCGCGAGAGAUCGCUGCAGCGGCCGAUGGUGGCAAGAAGCUCGACCGUCAUGACAAGGAAGUUCUCAAACUAAUGAAAGAGCGGCAAAAGCUCGACCGUAAACUCGCCAAGAAGCGCGCAGAGGAAGAGAAGAAGCUCCAGUCCGUCCGCGAAAAGGAAGUCUCGGAGCAAGACAAAGCGCGCGGUAAGCACGAGAAAGAAAUGCAAAAGGCGGAGGAGAAGCACCGGAAGGAGAUGGAGAAGCUGAUGAAGAAGCAAGAAUCCGAGGCGCGGAAAGCGGAGGAGAAGCGUCGGAAGAAGGAGGAGCAGAAUAAGCUCAACCUUGUGACGCGGGAGAGGGAUGAGUGCAGGACUCAGCUAGAUAGCUUUAAGCGCGAGAAUAAGUUGUUGUUGGAGCGGGUGGAGGAGUUGCAGAGGGAGAAUACGGUUAUGGCUAACAGGCUUGGCAAGAUGGCGCCUGAUGUGCUGAAAGGCGUGCGGGAGGAGGUGGAAGGAGGGAGAAAGAGGGCGGAUAGUGCGGGAAAGAGGAGCAUGGAGAGUGCGGCGAGCAGCACCAGGUCGUGAGUGAGCUGGGCGGCUGUUCAGAUGGCUAGCUAACUGGCGGACCGUGUGCGGUGCACAUCUAUAUAGAGCAUGACUGCAAGAAAGCUGUUUUGUAGCCUCAGGCCUGAGACUCGCGCGUUGCUGCCGCCCGUAGCACGGCUACUUUGUGGAGCCGACUACAUGUACGGAGCGUAAGAUCGCGGUUGCGGAUACUGUCCGCUAACAAGCGCCAUGAGGGAGCUACAGCGGUAUGUGUAAAGUAAAUCUUUACCGCUUCGUACCUUGAUGCAUCCGGCUUUUUCACCGUUUUGCAGGAGCAUUGAUGCUACGUUUGAGCCGCCGAGCGUGAGAGCGGCUUCAAGCGG